AUGGCAGAACAAUGGCCACCGACGUUUUGUAGAAAUAAACAUUGUUCUGUAAUACCACCUGGAAAGUUCACAAUCCAUGGAUUGUGGCCUUCUAAUCAGACUUCUCUUCGGUCACCUAAAUGUGUUACAAAAGAUCCACAACUUCAAAAAUUUACAAAGGCAAUGAUUAGUAAAUUAGAAACUCAACUCGAUCUCUCUUGGCCAAAUUUAAAGGGACAAUCAAAUGAACAAUUUUGGGCUUAUGAGUGGAAUGCACAUGGAAUAUGCUCUUCCAACAUGUUCAACCAAACUCAAUAUUUUGAGUUGGCACUAAAUAUUUGGAGCAGAUAUGACCUUUUUGAUAUUCUUAAACAAGAAGGUAUUUCUCCAGGUAUUAAAGUCUCAUAUGAUAUUACAAAAAUCCGUAAUGCCAUAAGAAAACACAUAAAUCUCAAUGUUUUCCCUCAAAUUCAUUGUGUGAAUUCUGAGUUACUUGAAAUAAGGUUGUGCUUAGAUCAAUCUGGAAAUACUUACAUUCGUUGCCCUACACCCGGCAAUUGUGGAAAUACUGUACUGUGGGAGCCAUGA
This is a messenger RNA of Cicer arietinum (chickpea), 567 nucleotides long. RefSeq names its product ribonuclease MC-like. The record is from RefSeq and is a predicted model, not a curated record. Gene Ontology annotation, cellular component: extracellular region. Gene Ontology annotation, molecular function: RNA binding; ribonuclease T2 activity. Gene Ontology annotation, biological process: RNA catabolic process. Lineage: Eukaryota; Viridiplantae; Streptophyta; Magnoliopsida; Fabales; Fabaceae.